CCCGGUGUCACCUGAGCAGGCGCCCUCGACGCCCCACGGAUGGGCUGGCUGGGGGUCCUGGUGCUGCUGAGCACCCUGGGGCUGUGCCGCAGCCUGCGUCGCCCCCCACCCCAUCAUCCUCACUGCUACGGGGCGGCUGAGCUGGGGGAAGGCGAAGCCCCCCCGCACCUGCUGGGCCGCAGCCUGCGCUGGGACCACCAGGGGCCGGUCCAGUUGGUACCGCACCUGGAGCGGCUGCAGGAACACGGCGGGAGCCACCGACGGCACCGACGGCACCGGGAAGGAGCCUGCCCCGCGCUGCAGCUCCGCGUCGGCCUCCACAGCGAGCACAACGAGCGCUCCAUCUCCCCCUGGCGAUACCGCAUCGACGAGGACGAGAACCGCUACCCACGCAAGUUGGCGUUCGCCGAGUGCCUCUGCAGCGGCUGCGUGGACGUCAAGACGGGGCGGGAGACCACGUCCCUCAACUCGGUAGCCAUCCACCAGACCAUGAUGGUCCUGAGACGGAAACCCUGCCCUCGGACCAGCGCCACGGGGCUCGUCACCUUCGAGGUGGAUUACAUCAGGGUGCCGGUGGGCUGCACCUGCGUCCUGCCCCGCACCGGACACUGAGACCCCCCCGGGCUCUGAGAACCCCCCCGGACACUGAGACCCCCCCGGGCACUGAGAGUCCCACAUCGGGCUUUGAG
Calypte anna (Anna's hummingbird) is the source of this 689-nucleotide messenger RNA. It is a transcript of the gene IL17C, whose product is annotated as interleukin 17C. Gene Ontology annotation, biological process: inflammatory response. The record is from RefSeq and is a predicted model, not a curated record. Lineage: Eukaryota; Metazoa; Chordata; Aves; Apodiformes; Trochilidae. Gene Ontology annotation, cellular component: extracellular region. The transcript is spliced from 3 exons. The coding region runs from base 40 to 612 and encodes 190 amino acids. Gene Ontology annotation, molecular function: cytokine activity.